AUUAUGAUGGAAGAAAGUUUUGAAGAACAAAAUAUUGAACAAACCGACAUUGCGUUUGAUGACGAUGAAGAUGAAGGCGAUCUCGAUAUGAGCGGCAUGAGGCAAGAAGCGUGGAUUGCAAAGUUACCUUUAUUUCUCUUUGAAAAAUGGGCCGACUUAAAUGAAGACGAUAUUGAACUUGCAAAGGUUCAAGUUUACUCCGAUCCAUAUGGUGGUCCUGAUCAGUACAAACUUAUCUUAUCUGAACACGAACGACAUGCUGAUAUACCCAAAGAAUAUGAACUUGAUGUUAUAGGACAGCAA
Molecule: messenger RNA, 303 nt
Organism: Racocetra persica
Lineage: Eukaryota; Fungi; Glomeromycota; Glomeromycetes; Diversisporales; Gigasporaceae
Source: the annotation of a GenBank genome assembly